Cajanus cajan (pigeon pea) is the source of this 697-nucleotide messenger RNA. RefSeq names its product Cyclophilin-like peptidyl-prolyl cis-trans isomerase family protein. Gene Ontology annotation, cellular component: catalytic step 2 spliceosome. Lineage: Eukaryota; Viridiplantae; Streptophyta; Magnoliopsida; Fabales; Fabaceae. The record is from RefSeq and is a predicted model, not a curated record. Gene Ontology annotation, biological process: protein peptidyl-prolyl isomerization; protein folding. Gene Ontology annotation, molecular function: peptidyl-prolyl cis-trans isomerase activity.
UCCAAUCAAAUGGCGGUGACUCUGCACACAAACCUAGGCGACAUCAAGUGCGAAAUUUUCUGUGACGAGGUCCCCAAGACCUCCGAGAAUUUUUUAGCACUAUGUGGAAGUGGUUAUUAUGAUGGUACUAUAUUUCACCGCAACAUUAAGGGUUUUAUGAUUCAAGGUGGAGACCCAACUGGAACUGGCAAAGGGGGAACAAGUAUAUGGGGCAAGAAAUUUAAUGAUGAGAUAAGAGAGUCUCUGAAGCACAAUGCAAGGGGAAUAUUGGCAAUGGCUAACAGUGGUCCAAAUACUAAUGGAAGUCAAUUCUUCAUAACUUACGCAAAGCAGCCACAUUUAAAUGGGCUAUACACUGUGUUUGGCAGAGUAAUUCAUGGGUUUGAAGUUCUUGAUCUCAUGGAAAAGACUCAAACAGGGGCAGGGGACCGACCACUUGCUGAGAUAAGGCUCAAUCGUGUAACAAUACAUGCUAAUCCACUUGCUGGUUAGACUUUUGUCUCAUGUAAAAAGCUUUUAUUAUCAAAAGUUGAUCAAGCUUUAAGGGAAGGAGAAAGGUUUCAUAUACUGAUUUAAGUACUUACUCAUACCUACUUCUAAUUCAAAGAAGCAUUUUGAUAAUGUAGUAAAAUGUAUAUUGAAUUGUGAGAUAUGCAUGGAAUAUAAUAAGCACAUUUUUAUGGAUUAGUUUAAGUGG